Moneuplotes crassus is the source of this 3117-nucleotide messenger RNA. The record is from the annotation of a GenBank genome assembly. NCBI's taxonomy places the organism in Eukaryota, Ciliophora, Spirotrichea, Euplotida, Euplotidae.
UCUGAGAUGGCAGUUAAAGAGAAUUAUAUGACUCCUAUUCCUAAUAAGCCAAUGGGCUUUAUACAUGAGAAGUUGACCACAGAGGCUCGAUCUGAAGGAAAAGAAUUUAGUUUAUUUGGAAAUGGUAAAGGAAAUGGGCAGCUUACUUCCAAUUCGAACUGCUUUAUCCCAAUAAAUAAGCAGGCUUCAUAUCCUCAGAAUUCUGUUUUGAAGAAAGUGGUUCAGAGAGACUUAUUUGGUGCCAAAACUCUGAGCAGUAAUGGAUGUGAGUCUCCAUAUGCUUCUGAUUGAUCAUCAAGUGAUAUGAAUUUGAGCCAAUCAGGGACUCCAAUUCAACCUGAGAAAAAUUUACCGUUAAACGGUUCACAGAAGCACAACAGUAAUUGGAAUGGACCUGAGAUAAGAAAGUAUAUCUCAAAUGUAACUAACCAUGCUGACAGGGACAGUAAAAUUUUCCUUGGCUAUCAGUAUGACCAUAAUCUGUUCUCCCCGUUUACGGAGGCAGAAUCUACUCCAGCUAGGGAGUCUCUAAAGAUGAUUCCACCUUUUUCAAUGCAGAAGAAAUUGUCUUACACUCAUUGAGUGAAGGAGAAUCGCAAGGACUUCAGCUUUGUAUACGACAAUGCUAGCGAAAGGAGAAUGCAUCAUGACAGGAAUCUUCUUUCAAAUUUCAACCACCAAAGAGAUAAUAGUUAUGGAAUUUUGAGCCCAAUCAUAAUUCCUCCCUCACCAAUCAAAUCAGAGAUUGGCAAAAAGGCUAAAGGCGCUAAGAAAUUAUUUGAAGAUGACGAUGAGAGUCGUGAAGUCGAGGACAUUGACACCAAAUGGAUCCUUGAUGUUAUUUGUGACGAGGAGGUAUCUCCUGAGAAACCUAUGAAUUUCAAGAAGUCCGUUCCUUCUGCUAAAUUAAACUUGAAGACAGCUUUCAGUAAUUCUAAUUUCUUCAAAUCAUCGAAUGGAAUCGGCAGUAAACAGGUAUCUGUUACGACUGCAAGAAAGCUGAACUUCGACUCUGUUGCAAAGCCGAUUUCGAAAUCGAAGAUUUCUGAGAAAGAGAAUUCAAAACAGGAAUUAGUUGAUAAGUCUGAAAAGGAAAACCAGAAUACGAAAUAUCUCAUGAAUUACAUCAACACCGUGAUGCCAACUCCGAUAGAGAGUAAGAAAUCUAUCCAGAUGGUAUCUAAAAGACUCAAGGAGGACCUCAUUGAGGACAAGAAUUCUCCCUCAAUGGUUCAAUACAAGAACUUUAGCCAAUCAGUUAAGGAAUGGGAAAAGCUUGGCAUCUCAAAGAUGAUCAAGGAAGUCUUUUCCCAAAUUAGUGAUUUGCCUAAGAAAGUCCACUGGAAGGUAUUUCUAGACCUGGCUGAUUACGCUAAGAGGGAAAACGAGUUCCAUAAGGCUAAUACCUUCUUCAAGGUCGUCACUCAUCUGCAGCCUUUUGCUCAUCAAGGAUGGCUAGACCAUGCCAAGAUGGAAGAGGAGCUUGGGAAUAUUGAAAAGUGAAGGACCUUGCUUAAGAGAGGACUAAAAUUUAUCCCUCUAAAUGAGAAAUUGUUCCUGAAAACUCUAAAAAUUGAAGAGAAGGAAGGCAACAACGCUGAGGUUAGAAGAUUGAUUGGGUCCCUUAAGAACAACAAGAUUGAAGAUACUUAUAAACUUCUUCUUGAAGGUAUCCUUUUUGAAGGUAGACAAGGGAAUAUUAAGACAAGCCAGAAAUGCCUCAAAUUCUUAUGCAAGAAAUUUAACAGAAACGGCAAGGUAUUCCAGAAAACAGCUGAAUUUGAGGAAAGAAUAGGAAAUAUAGAGGAAGCUAUUCAGAUCUGCGAGGAAGGUAUCGAUUACAACUGGAACUUUGGACCCCUCUGGUUCCUAUUGAUAAAGCUAGCCUCUAAGGUACAAAAAGGCUACUCCUUCAGAUUUGGAAAUAAUAUAGAAGACCUUGUAGCUGAAGGUGUUGAGUAUAUCUGCUCUAAAUCAUCAGAUCUGAUCUCCAAACUAUACCUAGAAGCUGCUCAGUAUCAAGAGAGAAAGGAGAAUAUCUCUUUGGCCAGGAAAUAUCUCUCUCUGGCUACGAAGGCAUCUAACAAAGCUCAUAAUUGGAAAAUCUGGAUUAUCGGAGCAAGAAUUGAGGCUCGGAUCGGCUCCCAGAAAUCCUCAAAGAGUUUAAUUGAGAAAGCUCUGUUUGAAAUUCCUCAGAAGAAGGAAAGCAUCGGGUUCAUCGAAUACGCAAAGUACUAUGAACUUAUUGGAAGAGUUGACAUCACUCAAAAAAUCUUAGAAAAGGCAAGAAAGAAUUUCGCUGGAGACUGGAAAGUCUUCUUUGAAUCCGUACUUACUUUACUCAGAAAUGGGCUGUUUGAUAAGGCUGAAGUCCUUGUUAAAGAGUCAUUGAAGAAUCAUAGUAUUAAUGGAAGACUCUGGGCAACUCUGAUUCAACUAAAACAUGCUAAGGUGAAAAAUGCUGAGGAUAGCGCCAAAGCCUACGCAGUUUUCUUGAAAGCUACUCAGAAAAUACCUAAAAGUGGUGAAGUAUGGUGAGAAGGAGGCAGAUUAUGAAUGUCACCUGUUUCUCAUAAAUUCGAUCUUGAUAAGGCAGAAAAAUAUUUAAAAUAUGCCAUACAGCAUACUCCUCAAUAUGGAGACAGCUUUUUGGAGCUAUAUAAAUUAUACACUCUCAAAGGUGAAAAUAGCAAGAUUGAAGAUCUCAAGAACUCAUGCAUUCAUUCAGAAUCAAAAUAUGGUGUACUUUGGUUUUAUUUCAAGCAUAACAUAAACGAUUCAGCUUUGGAUAUCUGGAACAAGGCUACAAGGUCUAUUUCAAAGGAGUUAGAUGAAUUAAGACUCAUCUACAAAGGCAAGAUGUCUGGCUCGCUUAACUCAGACCCAAUCGAGCCAGAGUAUUGGACUGGCUACACAGCUCUGAAUAAAUUUUACAAGAAUGGGAUCAAUUCCUUCAAGCUAGAGUCUGAUGGCUCCACUUCUCCAGAGAGUAUCUCUCUGGAGGAGAAGUGGAGAAACAUCUAUGGCUUUGAGCAGAUUGUGAAGUAAUUUCCCUCAAAUUAAUAUUAUUCCAUUUUAAAAGCUGAUUCAGAUAAUUUUAAUAAUUAGCUUUUCAUU